GAGAACUUAAACACAGACUAUCAGAGCAGAUGAGAAGAGUGACCGACCGGAGUUUAAACCUGGUCCGAUGAAGAGAGACUUUGGCAGCGAUGCAACAAUCAGCCGGUGUGCACACAAUCAAUGCGCUGAAAAAUGUAGCUGCCUGCCUGAUACUGCUGCCUCGCUUUCUCGUGGCAGUCCUGGUGCUGUGGCUGCUGGAUUUCCUUUGCAUAAGGAAGAGGGUCUUGCAGAAAAUGAGGGAACAAGAAGCGAGCCCCGAUGACCCACCUCUCUGCGUGUCCGAUUCCAAUCGUAUGUUUACCUGGGAGUCGCUGAAGGCUGUAUGGCACGGCCAGAAACUGGACUUUUUCAAAACGGCUCACGUGGGCUACCUCGCCCCGAACACUGAAGUUGUGCAGCUCGGAGGGGAGCGGAAGCGGCGCAUUCUGGACUACGCCAAGGGGAAAAGACCCCUUAUCCUGAACUUCGGGAGCUGCACCUGACCCCCGUUUAUGACGCGGCUGAAGGCGUUCCAGCGGGUCGUCAGCCAAUACGCUGACAUCGCGGACUCUCUCCUGGUGUACAUCGAAGAAGCGCACCCCUCGGACGGCUGGGUGAGCUCCGACGCCCCUUUCCAAAUCUCCAAGCACAGGUGUCUGCAGGACAGACUGGAAGCCGCCCGGGUGAUGAACCAGCAGGUCCCCGAAUGCCUUGUUGUAGCAGACACUAUGGACAAUCCAUCCAAUAAUGCGUACGGAGCAUACUUCGAGAGACUGUACAUACUACAGGACGAGAGCAUUGUCUACCAGGGAGGCAGGGGGCCAGAAGGUUACAGGAUAUCGGAACUGAGGGAAUGGCUGGCUCACUACAGAAACAGCCUCCAGGACUCCACAGCUGUCGUUAUCCACGUGUAAUGAUGGUGCUUAUUAUUGAACCGCUCGUUUAUAACGAUGUGUAUGUGGUCUUCUUUACAGCACAAUGAAGCAGACAGAAUCAUUUCAAGUGUUAAAGCUGAUGUGAACCAUCGCGUCCCUGCAAUGUGCGUGCUGUUGUUGUUGCAGUAAACAAGUAUUAUACUUCACUGGACUCUGGAGAAACGCGUUGGGGUUGGUUCUAGAACGCCUGCGCAAAGCUUCCAGGAAUAGAACGGGGCACACGUGCUGUUGCUGUUUAUCAUACGAGAGCUCUCCAAGAUACUGGAUCUUCAUCUGGAACUACUCCAAGCGUCGCAUUCAGUAGCCAGGCUUCAUCGGCUCCCACUAACCAAGCGCAGGACUAGGCAGCGGUUGCGAAAUCAAAAACUGCAAUUUUAUUUUGCAUUAUUCGAUUAUGUGUGUCAAUUCUCAAUCAUAACGUUGUACUGUUGUUGCUUCUGUUUUGCUGGCGCCCUGUCCUGGAUAGGAUUGGGUUCAGCACAACCCCUGCACUAGUGAUACGACUCAUUGGGAAAGCUGUUCUGUUUUACGCACAAAAAAAAGACAAAACAUUCCUUCUCUGACAAUGUAAACUGAAGCUUCUUGUUUAAAAUGGUGCUUUUGCAGAGCGUAGCUUGUGUGCACAAUCCACACACAGCACUUUGCGCAAAAGUCAUUAUUAGCAUUGGCGUUUAAAUCCUGUUCGAUAAUCAGAUGGGUUUUAAAUAGGUGUGAAUUGGGUAUUAAAAUGAAUGCACUGUAAAUGUUAUAACAGGGAUCAUUGUGCGCGUCAUUUGAAACAGGGGUUCCUGGGUAUUCUAGAG
Molecule: messenger RNA, 1717 nt
Organism: Polyodon spathula (Mississippi paddlefish)
Lineage: Eukaryota; Metazoa; Chordata; Actinopteri; Acipenseriformes; Polyodontidae
Product: thyroxine 5-deiodinase-like
Exons: 2
Molecular function (GO): thyroxine 5'-deiodinase activity
Source: RefSeq, a predicted model, not a curated record